AAGACGCAGAAGUGAGUUUCACAAUAAAAAAUAAAUAAAAAAACGGAGCGUUGAGGUGGCACGCGCACAGUGAGCUCCCGCGCACGCGGCAUUUGCUGCCUCAAAUGAGCAGCUCACGCUGAAACGGCUCCUUCGUUUUGACAGGCUCCGCAGGUAAGACCCGCUCGAUUUAUAAAGACCGCAUUCACAAAAGCGAAAAGUAUAGCAGGUGUAUUGCUAUAAAAUAAAGUUCUAAUUAUUCUCGUCGACAACAUCGCCGGCUAUGGAUUAUGUUUGAUUUGUGCGCUCGCAGUUUGGCGUGCAUUUAUGUUGCCUUGUCGAAAAGUGGACAGGCUAAACGUAUAAGGAUCUGUUGUUACGGGACUGUUUAAGGUAUUUGAGAAGCGGAUACUAAGCCUCUUUGCUGACAGGACUUCUUUCACCGCUAAAGCAUUGCAUGCAGAUACAGUACAAGGAGCCUUUGAGCAGCCCUGAAGAACUUGUUAGGCAUACCAAGAAGGUCCACAAGAGGCGAAUCUUUGAAUCUUUGGCGAAAUUUCUUCUAUAGGACAUAGGCGUGGAUCAUACAAAUGUAAUUUGCGGGAUUUAUAUAGCGAUCUCGAGAGGUUUUAUUAAAGCAAUCCCGUCUUUCUACACAAGGAAAAGAAAUGUAGACCCUGAAUAGCCAUCCAUUCGUUUGCCGAUUCAGCUCUUCAUUUGGAGACAGUGUGUGGGCUGGAAUAUAGAAGAAUCAUCAACAAAAGGAUAAUUUGAACGUAAAUCAUGACUUCUCGGAUACUCUACUUUUUUCUUUUGUCUGCGGCAUUUUUAUCCGAGCUGCAGUGCGCUUCUCAGAGAGCCACAGACGCACUUACUACUUUCCCCACGUCCGCUUUCACCAACGGCACCGACAAAAAGGACUCCAACCAAACCUUCACCUCACGGCUCAAAAGGAAGACGCUCUCGGUGGAUUUCGCCGUCCCGUCCCUGUUACGGCACUACAUGGCUCUGUUUAUAAAGCGCCCUCUUAACGGAGACUGUCUAACGUUUAACAGAUGUUACACGGUGCGCGCAAACUUACUUAUGCGCUGCGCGCCGUUACAGAAAACCAUUGCUAGUUUGCUCGAUGUAAAGUUGGCCGCGAUGAAUUUCAACAGAUCCAGCACUGGACAGCUCCCGUACCGAAACAAGCGGCCCGUGCCGAAAGUUUUGAAUUUAGGUUUGACCAAAGCCAGUCGAAAGUCCAAUCAAGUUGUGGUGGAGGUUGGUGAAGAGAUGGUUAAAACUGGAUGUGGAGGAUUGCAUGUGUAUGAGGACGCGCCGGUUCUGUUUUUGGAAAUGGACCUAACACGGAUUUUGGAAUGGUGGCUGGGGGCGGAGGGCGGCCGGCUCAGGGUCAGACUCAUGCCCGAGCGGAAAGCCCAGGUACCAGGGAAGGAGGACAAGUACUCUGCGGCCAUCAGAGCUUCAGAUGCCCGACUUUUUCUUCACAUAGCUUCAAGUGACCAACCAAUGGCCAAAAACUCAGGAAAUUCUUUGGCUGUCCCCAGAUACUGGAACUUUUCAUGGAUAGCAGAGGAUGAGCUAACUUUCCCUGAGGACCCUGUAUCAACUUCAGUUUGCUCCACAAAAGGAAAAUCUUGUGACCGUGGGCCUACUGUAUAUUAUCCUGAGUUUGCAUGGAGCUUAACAUCAGCAGAGGAUUCUUGGGCAAAGGACCAGCUGAUGGAAAAGACAAAAGCAAAUUCCCAUGGGUGGGAGGAAGGGAGGUUUCUCUCAGUAAAUGGCUCAGCUCUGACAGGCCCAUGGGUUUUGAGUCCAUGGCUACGUGCCGCCCAGCAGCCUUGUGGCCUAGAUGUGAAGGUGUUUUUGCACCCCAGACAGAGUGGACGUUAUACUGUCUGGCUCAUCGAGAGAGACAAGCCACCACUUGCUCUCCUGACCACAGAGCAUCCUCACAUCAUCGGUUGGGCAGUGGUGCACCUCAGUUUGGGCAACCGUAGCAAACCUUUCAGGAUUUCUUCCAGCUACAACCAGCCUGGCAACAUUGAGACAGCGACCUAUGACUCCCGUUUUACCACAAAUUGCACCAUAGAAACCUCUCGAAACGUCACUCUCCGGGGCCGCUAUCACUGCCAAGAGGGCUCCGAGAUCAAUGUGAGCCAGCUGUGUGACUUCAACCCUGACUGUCCACAAGGGGAUGAUGAAGGAGAACAUUGCCGUCGGUUCCUCAAUGGCAGCUAUUGCUCGUUUGGAAGGGAGGACUGCAGCUGGCAGGUGGUUCCGGGAAGCGGUCCGCAAUGGAGGAUCCAUCCAUCAAUUCCGAAAGGUCUCAGAAGCAGUUGUCCAUCAACAGGGGCGUUGUUGGCCAUUGACAGUCAACCCAAAGGUCAGCGGGGAACAGCCCAAGUGCAAAGUCCGCUUUUCUUUUACCCACUGCGGAAUGCCCCUUGCAUGGUCAAGUUCUGGGUGUGUGGCUCUACAAAUGGAGUUCUCUCCCUCUGGAUUAUAGAGAACAGCACAGGUCCCGAGGCCUAUCACAGUCUCUGGAACUCAACAACCGAGGCUAAUAUGGGGAAAGGGUGGAAACUCAUUACCAUACCUCUUUUUGGAUUGGUGGAUCUGUUUCACCUGCAGUUCAGUGCAGAUAUAUCUUCCAGUGCAGGAAGUGCCUUUGCUGUGGACAACUUUACUCUAAGUAUGGACUGUUUCCUUGAAACCAAUGGAGAAUUUCCUCCGGUAGCUCCCACAAGCCCUACACAAGCGUUGUUCACACCAAGCAUUGAGAACAUCAAGACUACUACACCACUUUAUGGAGGGCCUGGAGCAUUUUCUCUCCAACCCACGUUGACGGAAUCUAUCAAGUGGAUAUUCCACACCUGCGGAGCCACAGGUCAGGAUGGUCCAACACCAACUCAGUGCAGUAACUCCUAUCGCAACAGUAAUGUCAAUGUUACUGUGGGCACUAAAGGACCAUUCAAGGGCAUCCAGAUGUGGCGGGUUCCAGAGACAAGGAAAUAUAGAAUCACAGCAUAUGGGGCAGCUGGUGGCCGCAGUGUCUUGGCUGUUCACAAGUCGCAUGGAGUCUACAUCACUGGAGAUUUCCUGUUACAGAAAGAUGAGCUGCUGUAUAUUCUAGUAGGACAGGAAGGAGAAGAUGCCUGUCCUAAUAUGGUGGCUGCUAUGGACCGUAUCUGCAGGGAACAGCAUGGACCCUCCAUCAACAAGACCCAGCUCAAAGGAGGGGGAGGAGGAGGGGGAGGGGGAACGUACGUUUUCAAGGUGGAGAAUGGAGUCCACAUUCCUUUACUCAUUGCUGCUGGAGGUGGUGGCCGUGGCUACAGCAGCCAAUCUGAAAACCCGGAAGAAGUGAUGGACAAAAAUCUAAACAUUCCUGGUCGUAAUGGCAGAUCAGGAGCAGCAGGUGGCGGAGGAGGCUGGAAUGACACUUCCCCUGUUCCUCAAGGUGGUAGACCUCUCAUUCUAGGAGGUCAGGGUGGGGAGCCCUGUCAACUCAUGGGAUGGAAAACUCGGGGUGGUUUUGGGGGUGGUGGAGGAGCCUGCACAGCUGGUGGAGGAGGUGGAGGAUACAGAGGGGGCAGCGCAUCAAAGGAUAAUAAUCCCAGAAAGGAUGGAGAUGAUGGAACAUCUUUCAUAAACCCAAAUGGCGAGAUGUAUCUGGAGCCACUCAAAGGCAUGGAAGGCAACGGUGAAGUUAUUAUCAACCCAGUGCAAAACUGCAGUCACUGUGAAUCAGGAGAUUGCCACGAGACCUUUGAGGGCACGGUGUGUUACUGUGAUGAAGAGCUCACUCUGGCCCCAGAUGGAGUGUCCUGUAUCAACUCUACUGAAUUGUCUAUGGUGCCUUCCCCACCAUCUCUGGCAGUGGGUCUGUCUGUGGGGACCUCUGCACUCAUUGCCGCCCUGCUGCUGGCCGUGUCUGGUGUCAUGAUCAUGUACAGGCGUAAACACACAGAGCUGCAGUCUAUUCAGCUGGAGCUACAGAGUCCUGACUGUAAACUCAGCAAACUACGGGCUUCCACCAUCAUGACCGACUACAACCCUAAUUACUGCUUUGGCGGAAAGACUGCCUCUGUCAACGAUCUUAAGGAGGUGCCACGCCGCAACAUCUCUCUAACCAGAGGUUUAGGUCAUGGUGCUUUCGGGGAGGUCUAUGAAGGACUUGCUGUUGGUAUACCAGGGGAGCCCAGUCCUAUGCAGGUGGCAGUAAAGACCCUUCCUGAAGUAUGCUCUGAGCAGGACGAACUGGACUUUCUCAUGGAAGCUCUUAUUAUCAGCAAGUUUAGUCACCAAAACAUUGUGCGAUGCAUCGGGGUGAGUCUCCAGGCACUGCCUCGCUUUAUUCUGCUGGAGCUCAUGGCUGGAGGAGAUCUUAAGAGCUUUUUGAGGGAAACUAGACCCAGACUAGAGCACCCUUCCAGUCUAACCAUCGUAGACCUUCUCAACAUUGCCAGAGACAUAGCCCGUGGCUGCCAGUAUUUAGAAGAGAACCAAUUCAUCCACAGGGAUAUUGCAGCCAGGAAUUGUCUUCUGACCUGCAAAGGUCCAGGGAGAGUGGCUAAGAUUGGCGACUUUGGGAUGGCCAGAGACAUUUACAGAGCCAGCUAUUACAGAAAAGGAGGACGUGCAAUGCUGCCUGUCAAAUGGAUGCCUCCUGAGGCUUUUAUGGAGGGAAUCUUUACCUCAAAAACAGAUACAUGGUCAUUUGGAGUUUUGCUUUGGGAGAUCUUCUCGCUGGGCUAUAUGCCUUACCCGAGCCGCAGUAAUCAAGAGGUGCUAGAGUUUGUGACUAAUGGAGGCCGGAUGGAUCCGCCAAAGAAUUGCCCUGGGCCAGUGUACCGGAUAAUGACACAAAGUUGGCAGCAUCAACCAGAAGACAGACCAAACUUCUCAACUAUUCUAGAGCGGAUAGACUAUUGUCUACAGGAUCCAGAUGUGGUGAAUGUGCCUUUGCCUGUCGAGUAUGGCCCUAUUCCUGAGGAAGAAGAGCGGGUACCCAUGCGUCCUGAAGACCCGUCUGCCCCCUCCUUGCUUAUAAACCCUAAGGGCACCGAGGAUGCUUCCUCUGUCUCUGCAAGCAACUCUGAGCAGGCUAAGAGAGACGGGGAGACCCCACUCAUGCCCAGCCAUUCUUCGGAUAACCAACCUGAUCCCCCAUCUCAGCCUCAACCUCAUCACCACCCACACCCCCUGGUAGCCACUGCCCCCAUACCUACUGCUAAACUUUCCUCUACAACUCCCAUAACCACACAAGAUGGAGGCCAUGUGAAUCUAGGCUUUAUGCAGGCCCAUUCAUCAGAAAAGGAGAGCCAUAAUGGAAAGCCCACCAACCUGUGGAACCCCACUUAUGGCUCAUGGUUCCUCCAGCAGCAACAGAAGAGGCAGCAGUCACAGAGGCAGACGAGUGGCCCACGGAUCCUGGGUAAAGGUCAGGAACAAGCAGGCCGGACUGUGACAGUAGCGGAAGCUCUGGGCCUGCAGCAACAGCACAAACAGCAACAAUACCAACAGCAGCUCCAGCGUCAACAUCAACAGCAGCAACAAGGCCUGUGCGGUCCACUUUUACCCCCGCCUCCUACCCAGGCACCGUUGCUUCUGGAUUCGGCCACUCUAGCUCCAGUCCCUCUCUACAGACUACGUCGCUUUCCUUGCGGGAACAUCGGGUAUGGGUAUCAGGAGCAGGGGUUGCCCUUGGACCCCAUGCCAGGGCCCCAGCCACCUCCUCAUUCUGGUCAGCAGAGGCCCAUAUCUUUGGCUCGGGCCAGUGGGCCUGAGGACAGCCGUCCACUUUUGGUCACCAUGGGUACGGUGCAAGACUCCAGACUCCCUAAAAUGGAAGGACACAAUGCCACUGUGCUGUGAUUGUGCACGCUCUUUCUCUGUCAGUGCCAACUCUGCGAAACACUGUGCUGUCCGGCUACAUCCACCCUUUGAUGGAUUAUUGUAAACUCAAAGAAAGCUCUCAAAAGUCCACUGAUCAUUGAAACAGAACGACUGUUAGUUAUUUGGAAGACUGAUUUUCUUCUAAAAGCCACAUUUGAAAGUCUGAGAGACAAAAAAGGAAACUGAUUAGACCCUCCAAGGACUAAUUCUGUGAAAAAGACUAUAUUAUAAUAUAAUAUUUUUCCAAAAUUGGGGAGAAAAAAAAUAAUUUGUUGAUGUUUGCUUGCCUGCUUGUUUAUUUAUUCAUUUGUUAAUUUAUUAUUUAGAGGUCAUAUAAAUUAUUAAUGGGUGUGCUUCAGAAAGCAAACUGUCCCAUUCAUUAUUUAUCAUUUUCUUCUUUUUUGGACUUGGUUAGCUUUUAAACUGCCACAGAUUUCAUCUGUCAGAUAAAAUUAAUUAAUGGAGUUUUUAAUUGCUUGUGUUUUAGAAACCGACAAGUGUCUUAGGCAGUCGAUGGCAACGUGACAACUUGUUGCCUUUUAAAUGUGAGGAAAUGUAGCAACUGGUGAGGGAUUAGUCAGUAAAGGCCUUUUCACAGGAGUUCUCAAUGCUCCUCACACCACGAUUGUUGCACUGCUUUGAUAUUUACAUGAAAAGCACUGUACAAGGUCAUGUUUCUGGCUUUUCAGGUAGUAAAAAAGUAAAAGGAGAAAGGAAACAAAAGAAGUGAAAGGAAACUUGUGAAAGGAAACAAAAGAAGGUGAUAUGUUUAAGAUCUGAAAUGGUGAAUAUUUUGUAGACUGCUUUUUUUUCUAGCAGAGAGAUAUUUGUCAUAACAUCCAUGCUGAAAAGACCAGCUUAAACCACCUGGUCUAGCUGGUGGUCUGGCACGGUAUUUACCAGCAAACCUUGAUUAGUAAAGGAUGCUGACCAGCAAAGUUUCACAGGUAAAGCUGAUUGACCAUUUAAAAUAGUAAAUGCUGGUGACUAGCAGUGCUGGUCUUUUAAGCAGGGAAAUCUUGGAUGUUGUGCCGUACUUUUGUGUAUUUUAAUAAGCUUAAGCUUUAAUUGAUUUUGUUUUCAUUUCCAAGGUGGAACAACCCAAGAAUGAUACAUCAUGGUAAUCAUAAUCAUUUGCUAAGUUGUUUAAACAUUGAGUUUCAUGCUAUAAAAGUUAAGUUGCACGCAACAUAGCUUGGCAGUGACACCACAGCUUGACACUUUGCUUUUUAGAGUUCAAAACCUCAUGGACUGCUGAUGUGACUCAUGUGAAAGGUUCUUGACUGUGCUUAAUAAAUCUCUGGCAUUGACUACAUAAGAUGAAAUGUAUGCAUUUUCUGAAAAAAAGGUACUUAUAUCUUUAUUCCAUUGUUUUUUUGCUUUAGCAUUGGCAUUUUUGGCAUUUUGCUUACGUAUAUAGAAGCCUGUUUGCUCAGAACAUUAUUAACUGUCAAUCACUUAUGAUUUUGGUUUCUUUUUGUAUCAGACUUAUUUAAUGUAUAUUAAUGAGGAACAUCCAUUUUCAUAUAUAAUUUUUUGACAAUGCCUAAACAGCCAUUGUGACAGGCAUAAAUAUAUUUGCGUAUUCCUAUCAAGCUGCUAUUUCAAACUUUCUUAUUUGUAAUAUCUUACUGUGAGAAAGAAAUGUCACACUUCAACUCUUGGUUAUUUUUCACUCAUUUUGAGAGGGUCUAGUAUUUGUGUUACUAGUGGUUUCGUGAAAAAAAAUAUUUCGUCAUAAUCUUUCUUUGUCACCUUUGUAAAAAGUUAUACAUUGGUGUAUACAAAAUUGUAACUAAAAAAGAUGCUAAAAUAUUCUUUAAAUGUAACAUCCCUGGUGACUUUAUGAGAUCAUGAUUUACAAUGUCAGAAGACGGCUUUUUGUUAGCAUUAUUGCUAUUCUUUUGUCAUAAGUAUAUUUAUGUAUAUUUUAAGAAAGCUAGCCUGAGGUUUGAGAGCUGCCUAUAUGGUUUUGGGAAAUAUAUAUAUUUUUUGCUUAUCACAAUGAAAAGUGACCACACUCUUGUAAAAAUGUUGUAAAACCUUAUUGUAUCAUGUAUCUGUUAAUCUCUGUAAUUCAACAUUCAACAUUGACAUCUGAGACAUGAAUAAAUGACUUAACUUUG
Molecule: messenger RNA, 8009 nt
Organism: Misgurnus anguillicaudatus (oriental weatherfish)
Lineage: Eukaryota; Metazoa; Chordata; Actinopteri; Cypriniformes; Cobitidae
Source: RefSeq, a predicted model, not a curated record